UUAGCCGUCUAUCGUAUGUGAGGAAAAAAUUAAAAUUAUCACAAUUUGGUUAAGCCUAUGGAUUCUCGCAUCAGCAAACGAGCUUCGCGCAGAGGAGAUACGUGACAAUAUGGACUUCUAAAGCCAAUAUCGUUUAGAUACGCAAAAGGCCAUCAGCUUACACUUAACAUUUAUUUAAUCCACUAAACUAAUCUAUUCACCCAAGGCUUAUACUAAUGGUCAUCAUGCAGGACAGAAAAAUGAUAUCUCAGGAUUCCAGCAGGGAAAGUCUGGAAGGUUUGGAGAAAAUGUAUGAAGAAGAUUCAGCGAUAGACCUUUCCCAAGAGCUAGAUGAUAAUAUCAAAGAUUUGUGCAAGCUACGAAAAUCAAUCCCAUCAAAGUGCUGUGAAGUACUUGACCAAAUUAUGGAGAUAAAAACUCCUAAAAUGGAAAAUUUGAGCAGUAUAUCAUCAUAUGAAGCCAUCCAGCCUUCAGUUGAAAAUGAAUGGAAACAAUUUCAAAGUGAUUUUGAUAAGAUGAUGCAAAAAUGCAAAGGGUCAUAUGAGAAAAAUUCAUUACCCGAGGACUUUAAACUUCUUGUUAAACAUUGUGAAACUUUGAUGAUGCUUGAAGACGUGCAGAGAGGUAUGGGCCUAGAUGACACUCAAGAACUGCUGUUUAGUGGAAAGAAAAAACAAAAUGACUGCGAGACACCAUUGGAAAAGAAAAGAAGCCUUAGAAGAUCUGGCCUCAAAGAUUUACCAUCAUUGGCUUCAUCAGCUGGCAAAAGGACAUCAGAAAGGAAGGCUGGCAGUCUGUCAAAAAUUCCAAAACUUAAACAAGGGACCUCAACCCCUAGAACUCCAGUAUCAGCAUCUACAUCAUUACGAAAAAAGUUGUUCAGAAAAGCUGCAAAAAGACCUUGAAUCAUAAAGCACUUAAUAUAAAACACUCCAUUGUGUUAAUUAUGAUUUUUUGGAUCAUCACUGAUACUCUCAUGUUACAAUAUUGUAUCACUCCAGUAUCUGUCAUUGUAAAUAAACUUUUGCUUAUUGUUGCUGUAAAGUUUAAAAUAUGGACAACAAAUAUAGCACUGCAUUUUAUUUAAGUGCUGAUUUUGUGAAGUGCUUUACUGCUCUACUGUUGAUAUUUUCUAAUCUAUAAAUUAAAAAACCAUCAUGAAAAUCCUAGUCAGUAAAACAUUUUGUGAACAUGUAGACCUUUGCCAGCACCAUUGAUUUAACAAAAAUUUUAUUUUAUCCCUUUUAAUGUGUACAUAAUUUCCUUAAUCUUUAUAAGUUGCUUUUUGAAUUACAGUUUGAAAUCUCAUAUGAUUUGUAGUGAGUCUCCACCAUAUUUUAGCAAUGAACAUUAGAUAAAGAAAGUUUCAAUUACAUGUAAACACAGUCACAUUUUGAUAAUUAUAAUUAUAUUGGUUGUAGAUUCUAUGUGAAAACAAAAUUCCUUUAUAUCCAUGCAGCAAUGCUGCAGUUGUUUAAUUUGAUGUUAUAUUUCCCAUCAAAUCAAUGUUGAGGGAAAUCACCCAUUCAUUUUGCAGCCUCAUUUUAGAAAUUACUCCAAACUUCAUCCUACAACUUUUUGAAAUUAGAUAAGGACUCUCACCAUAGUUAAGUUUUUCUUACUGUUUGUUUGUGUAUAUUAGAUUUGUUGGUGAUUCAAAAUUUGUAAACUUGUAUGGGAUUUGAACACAUAAAUAGUUCCAGGCAUACUUUUCACAGUUGUAAAUUCAAAUGUAUUGAAGUAUUUUUAACUUUUGAUGAUUUUUUUCUUCAAGAUUGAUCUUUUACCACAUUUAUAAAUUUUGUUUAUUUGCAU
Messenger RNA from Rhopilema esculentum, 1815 nucleotides. RefSeq lists its product as uncharacterized. The record is from RefSeq and is a predicted model, not a curated record. NCBI's taxonomy places the organism in Eukaryota, Metazoa, Cnidaria, Scyphozoa, Rhizostomeae, Rhizostomatidae.